AUGGCGCUGGAGAGACGGUACCGCGGUGCGGCGCGGAGACGACCCCCUCCCCGUCCGUCGGGGCCCGGUGGCGGGCGGCCGCGCGGGGGGCGGGGCAGGGCAGGCCCGAGCCCGGCGGAGGCGGGACCCGCCCGCCCCGCCCCGGAGCCGCCGCUGCCCGGCCCCGCUUCCGUCCGGGACUGCGCCGGCGGCCGCGCAGGUUGGUGCCGGCGGGCGGGCGGGCGGCGACUCGGGCCGGGCCGGGCCGGAGCGGGCCGAGGCCGCGCGGGGCGGGACGGGUGGGGCGGGGCGGCGGCGCCGGACACCGGCCAGACCCUCCCCGGCGGCGGGGUCGCCCGGCCGGGGCCACCAGGACUCGGCACGGAGCGUGCCCGCAGCCCGCCGCGCGCCCCCAGACUCUCCCCGCGCCACCCCGCCCGGCGCCCACACACCCCCAGAUCGCGCCCCCAGACCCUCCCCGCGCCUCCACAGUCUCAGAUCGCGCUCCGGACCCUCCCCGCGCCCCCACAGCCCCAGAUCGCUCCCCCGGCCCCGGCUCCGCCCCCCCUCAUCCCCAGAUCGCGACCCCGGACCUUCCACGCGCCCCCACCCCUCCAGAUCGCGCCCUCAGAUCCUCCCCGCGCCCCCACACCCCGAGAUCGCGCCUCCAGACCCUGCCCGACGCCCACACACCCUCAGAUCGCGCCCCACAUCCCCAGAUCGCGCCCCCAGACCCUGCCCGGCGCCACUACCCCCCCCUUGAUCGCGCGCCCGCAGAACCGUCCCGGCCCCCGCAGCGCUUCCCGCGCCCGCAGCACCCGUCCCGGGCUCCGUCCUUCCUGGGCCGGCCCCGUCCCCAACUCGGAGAACUCGGGGUCGCGGCAGGAAACUCGCCCCCGGCGCCGGGCUCCUGCGGAGACUGGCGGGCGCGGGGGGCGCGGGGGGCACGGGGGCGCGGGGUCCCCGAGCUGUCUCGGCCGGACAGAGGCCGCAGUCGCGGAGGGCGGGGCGAGCACCCACACUCGGGGUGGCGAAUCGCGACCUGGGUCCUCCGGUCCCUGA
This is a messenger RNA of Sorex araneus (European shrew), 1041 nucleotides long. Its product is annotated as translation initiation factor IF-2-like. The transcript is spliced from 2 exons. The record is from RefSeq and is a predicted model, not a curated record. Lineage: Eukaryota; Metazoa; Chordata; Mammalia; Eulipotyphla; Soricidae. Bases 1 to 1041 code for a protein of 346 amino acids.